This is a messenger RNA of Micropterus salmoides (largemouth bass), 3613 nucleotides long. RefSeq names its product Cdk5 and Abl enzyme substrate 2a (gene cables2a). Gene Ontology annotation, biological process: regulation of cell cycle. The record is from RefSeq and is a predicted model, not a curated record. NCBI's taxonomy places the organism in Eukaryota, Metazoa, Chordata, Actinopteri, Centrarchiformes, Centrarchidae. Bases 39 to 1574 code for a protein of 511 amino acids. The transcript is spliced from 9 exons.
CGUUGCCUUUGCUAACAACGGCCACAUUUCAAACUAGAAUGGCGACCGCUCUUUGCGGUCUGCAGUCAACCGGCGGUAACAGUAAUCCAGCAAAGACCCACCGAGAGCACCGGAGGAGAGCGAAGGAUUCAAGGAGGAGACAGGCAGCUCUGUUGUUCCUUACUAACAUCUCACUCGACGGACGGCCCAAGUGUCAGCUUAGCAAUGGAAAUACUGACACCGAGGAGCACAGACUCCGGGUCAGAGACGGCGGCGCAACGGUCGUGCCCCUGCCGGCGGAUAGCCAAGGACCGUUCCCCCAGGUGACAGAACCCGCAGCGGCAGGUAGUGGCUCGUCCUCCAGUUUUCCAGGGGUGGUCAGUCCAACCCGACCUUCUUUGGUAAUGUCUCCGGGACUUGCCGGGGCAAGUGCUGUGGGGGCUAACGAGGUAUUUUUGGAGGGCGGGAGUGCGGCCGAAACGCUAACCCCAGACACCCCUCUGUCUCCUGGACCCAUCGGACACCAGCCCUGCUCCCGUGUCAGGUCAAUGCCCACCGCACUGAGCCCGGUCCCGGCCGGUAGUUCUCUGGAUUCACGGCAGAGGCUGAGGAAUGUCUCUGGUUCUCCGGGACCCAAGGUGCCAAAGAAAGUCCAUUUCAUCAAGAGUAUGAGGCAGUAUGAUACCAGAGGAAGUAGGAUCGUGCUGAUUUGUGCCAAGCGGUCACUAUAUGCUGCUUUCUCAGUGCUGCCCUAUGGAGAGAGUGCUCACCUCAGUGAUCCUAAGAUGGAGGCUCAGAGACAAAGGCUGUCUUCUGUGGUGGCUGCUGACCUGCUUCCCUGCCUGGAAGGUGUGGAGAUGGGAGCCUGUGGCAAGACGGUGUCAUACGCUCAGUUCCUUUAUCCGACAAAUGCGUUGGUGAGACAGAAGAGUGGCGGCGUGCCAGAGAGCUGCACAGCUCAGACCACUCAGUCCCGUUUCCGUGGCAACGGGCAGAGGAACUUCACCCCUGCGCGUCUGAACAACAGUGUGGCACAGGAACAAUGUGUAGAGGAGGUGGCAGAGUAUGAUCCUAACCUGCUCAGUGACCCUCAGUGGCCCUGUGGGAGACACAAGAGGGUUCUGAUAUUUGCAUCAUACGUGACGACUGUUAUUGAGUAUGUGAAACCAUCUGACCUGAAGAAGGACAUGAAUGAGACUUUCAGGGAGAAGUUUCCUCACAUCAAGCUGACUCUGAGCAAGAUAAGAAGCCUGAAGAGAGACAUGCGGGCCGUGAGUGAGGAGUUCGGUCUACAGCCGGUCACGACAGCGAUGGCUUUUGUUUAUUUUGAGAAGCUGGUGCUGCAGGGUCGCCUCAACAAACAGAACAGGAAGCUGGUGGCGGCGGCGUGCGUGCUGCUGGCUGCAAAGAUCAGCAGUGAUCUGAGGAAGCCAGAAGUCAAACAGCUCAUUGAUAAGCUGGAGGAGCGUUUCCGUAUAAACAGACGAGAGCUGAUUCCUCUGGAGUUCCCAGUGCUGGUUGCUUUGGAGAUGGGACUUUACCUGCCCGAGAGCAAGGUCAUGCCGCACUACCGCAGACUGGUGCAGCAGGGUUAGACUGGACAUGGUGAUAUCUGACACUCUAGGGUUUAAAAACAUCAGCAAGGGGUGUGUGUGUGUGUGUGUGUGUGUGCGUGUGGUAAUUAGGACUUAGAAUCAGAGUCAGUGUACGGUUGCAGUGGUAUGAGGGUAUUUUUGGUUGAUCAAAUGCUCUAUUUUAAUUUCGCUGAAUAUUAUGUCCUGACUAGGGCUGAACAAUUUAUCGAAAUUACAAUAUGGCCCUACCGCAACUUUCAAAUCGCAGGAGGUGCAAUAUUUGUUAAAGGCAAAAUGUGUGUCAAAAUUAAAUUUUAAAUAAAAUAAAAUAUUGGUACAGAUACAGAAUCAAUAUGUGAAAAUUGAGAAUUAUGUUAAAAUGAUCAUUCUCUCAAAUAUCACAAAUUGUAUCGCAAUUACAUAUUUUUUUCCAAAUCCUUCAGCCCUAGUCCUGACAGACAUAAAACUUAAAAUAAACCUUUUUUAAUAACACUAAUACGGUAGAAUUUAAUACCGUAGAUAAGCAAAUGUAAAUCGCUAGAUAACUGUCAGUUUUAAUAUCACAGUUCACGGCUGCAAUUGUAGCUGAGGGAGCGAGUGUGUGUGUGGUGUAUCGACCAGUUUAUAAGCUGUGGUGUUUGAAACAAUGAAUUUUGGUACUAUUUACUUUCUGUCAGUCGUGACUUAAGUCACUCGCUGUAUAUGAAGAAUAACUAGUUUUUACACUUGUUGGCAUGUGCAUCUCUCUGAAUGUGUUUGUGUGACGUUCUGAUGUCGAACCAGUCAUGAGCUCUAUGUUAGAGAUGUUCAAUGAGCACGUUAAUUGUGCUUUAAUUGUGGUUUCCCCGUGACCCCUUCUUUUUUUCUUUUGGUACGUCGUAGUAUUCUGCACCUCCUAUUUACAUGAUAUGUACACUGUGAUGUUUGUAUUUGUGGAAAAUGCUUCUCCUGCACCUUUCUCAUUGCUAUAUGCACUCCCUGUAUAGUAUUUAUUAUAAAAUGACAAAGAACCAUACUGUUGAUUUUGUAAAUGCCUUUUAAACUCCACUGUGACAUUGAAGCGUUAGCUGGCUGAACCAUCAUACUGUAGAUUGUUGGUGAAAGACAUGACUUUAUUUUCCUUCUCUUAUUAGAGAAGGAAGUGGCCUUUAAUUUGUUUUCAUUCGAUAUUUGUACUGUAUUUCAUAUAUUUAUCUUAUUCUUGAAUAGAAUGGAUAAUUAUUUUAGACUUUUGCGGCAGCUCUGUCAGACUUUGCAGAUAUACAGUAUAAACCCAGUUGUACUGAAUGAAAACAUGAUUGUGGAGGCAUAUUAUUUAUAGUUAGUUUUUGUAUCACAUUGUUACCCAGGGAUAUGUUUUCGUAAAGUGCACUGGAAUUUAUUGUUUUGUUUUUUUUUUUCUUUAUAUUUUUUUAAGUUCUCAGGAAGUUUACUUUCUCAUAUCUUUAAAUGGCUCAUUAAAUCUAACCCAAAGAGAAGUUUAAACAUUGUUACUAUGGCUGUUAUAACUGAAAUCACCUGUGCUCCAUUGUAAGUCAAUGGAAGGUAACUGAUUGUAGUACUUUGACAAUAUGGGGAAAAGCAACCAUUGUGACUCCUUUUAUGUGAAUAGAUGCUUCUACAUGUGCCAGACGUUGUUAACCAAACUGCAGAACUUAUUGUGUAGUGGCUAUUCAGAUUGGAUGCCAUUAGGCAUAAACGUGUGUGUGGGGGGCGGGGGGGUACAAGUGCCUGAAACUACAGUGGCAGUGAAGUGGCCAUAUCGUAAGUGAUAUUUAGCGUUGGCAUUACUUGCUGCUGUAGAGGUCUUUAAAUGUUGAGGUUGUUCUUAUCUGUCAAAGAGAUUAAUCAGACUUCUCAGAGCCGUGGACAUGAUGGUGAUUCAGUUUGUUGUCUGUGUCUGCAGUGGUGGAAAAAAAAAUGUAUUACAAUAAAUGUCCAAACACAUUUGUGUAACUGCAGAAAUUGUUGUACUUGUAUGGUUGGUGUCAAAUUGGUGAAUAUUCAUUGUUUUAAACUGUGAAAUUCAAUGUUUUUGAAAUAUAUUUUCAGACACUGAA